AUGUAUAAGCUGUUGUAUGGUAACAUUGCUCAAGUACAAGAGGCAAAGAUCAUUCCAGGAUCUAAGGAGGCUUUUUCUUUAAAGCGGUACAAAGAAGAAAUUGGAAAACCUUACAGCAAAAUUAGUUUUUACAUAUGUCCAUUAACAGAUUUUCUUGAAGAUUUUGUUAACUCUUCAUCAUCAUCUGAUGAGCAAAUGUGUGACAACUCUGCAAGUGAUGGUACUCAAGAGCAAAACCAGUCCAGCUCAGUUGAAGAACUGACAGUCAUUUCACCCAAUCCUACUAUUCCUACCCAAAGUAAAACAGUUCAAUGUCCCUUUUGCCUAAAUCAUUUUAGUGUACAAGAAGUCCAACAUCAUGUAGAGCAGUGUUCAGAAUGGUUAUUGAAUGAAGAUCAUGAAGUACUGGAAGUGAAUAAUUCUGACAAUGAACAGACUGUUGCUGAAAGUCAGGUGAAAAUAUCUGAUAUGGGUAAGAAUGAAAUUAAAGAAAUGCUGAAAGAUGAAGUUGCACAAGUCUCAAAAUUAGACCUACAACAAGAAGGAAAAAAAAAGGGUGACAGUCAGACGUAAGAACAUAUGGGAAGACUUUAAAGAUGAAAUUUUUCAAGGAAAUAGAAUUACCCCUUCCAGUAAGAUUAAGGUUGUGUUUUCUGGAGAGCCCGCUGUGGAUGAUGGGGGACCUCGGAGAGAACUAUUUUCAGGUAAUGUAUUUGCUUGUAAUUUUCUGGCAAAACUAUAAAUUUUCUAUUCUGUUAUUCCUAGGCUGAACCUAUUAUUCCUAUAGGCAUUAUAAUCGUUUUUGGUUUUCUAAAAUAUACUAUACAUUUAUUUUAGAGUUCAAACAAAUCAUGGAUGCUUUUCUUCCUGUCCUGAAACCUAAACAUUAUUAAUUAAUUAAUACGUACAAUACAUUAUACUAAGAUACUAUUCCUCAGAAAGCUUACAUUGUUUGUCUCUACAAAUAUCAUAUAUUAUAGAAAAAGCAUAUAUUAUAGGAAAGCCAUUGUACCUAGUUGGUUAGGUCGAGUUGCCAGGCCAUAUCUGAGUUCCAGCUUCAAAACAUCUAGCUGACUAGCUCAUCAUACGAGAAUGAUUGAUAAAUAUAUCUAGGAUUGAUAGGUUCAGACUAGAAUCACUACAGUAGAUGUCCUUAAUGUCCUUAUUAGGUAUACAGGUAUGUCCUUGUUACAAUUUGUUACAAUUUUCGUUUCAGCAUUUUAUAUGCUUUAAAAUUAUAUUAUAUAACAUGCUGACACGUUUUUGUUAUGGUAGCCGCCUUGUUAAUAUUUCAUUACUUUCACAAGAUAAAUGUAAAAUGGAAUAAUAUUUUUAGAUCUUUUGUCCAUCAUCAAAAGGAGAUAUUUUCAUGAUGGGUCACCAGUUAAAUCAACUAUUGCUAUUAGUAAUGGAGAUUUUAAACUGUGUGGAAUAAUCAUGGGAAUGUCCAUCAAGCAAGGAGGUCCAGCACCAAAUUUUAUGACGCAUGCUGUUUCCUGUUUUUUCACUGGAUGUGAGAUGUUGACUAGUGAUGUCAGAAGCUCAGCCUAUCAAGAUAUUGUUACAUGUGUGAGUUAAUAACUGUAUGAUAUAGUGUUAUAAAAAUCAGUAGAACGCUUGCAUUUAUAAUAAUAUGCAAUGAAUAAUCAGUUGCCUAACUCAUUGACUGGCAUUACUCUUUUACUGAUGAGUAAAGCAUCUGCCAUUAGACAGAGCAAAAUACUUAAUUAGGGCAAAUAUGGGUGCAUUGCAAGCUGAUGAGUUAACAAAAGACACUGACAGAUAAUUACAGUAUGUUAACUUAUUAACUAACAGUACUUUUCCACUGACAAGUAAGAUUAUCUGGAAUAUAAGACAGAGUAAAAUUUUAAAGUAGGGCACAUCUUUGUGCAUUGCAAGGUAAUGGGUUAAUUAGGUUAUAUCAACCUAUGUCCCAAAUAUGAAAAAGCACUACAAAAAAGUACAUGUAUGUAUUAUCUUCUUGAUACAGCUCAGCAAUGCAACAACUGAUGAACAAGUAAUAGGAAUUCUAACUAAGGACUCUAGCUUGGACAUUCUACAAGAGCUGGGAUAUACAAGUGUUCCACACAUGGAAACAAUUGCAACAGCAAAAAGAAUUGUUCAGUAUGUACAUUAGUUUUCUUAUUGAUCUCCUAAAGGGUCAGUCAAGCAAGGGCGGAUCAUCGCCAACACAUGUGCAGAAUGGACUUACAUUCCCUUUAAUCUUUAAUAUUCUGACAUUAUCAUUCUGACAGGCAGUCAAGUCAGUCACCGAGGUGUAAUUUGUUUACAUUUUGAGCAAAAUAUAUUGAUAAAGUAUGAUGUACUUGACACUUGUUGAUAUCAAUAUAGUUUAAAAAAAUUUCCAUUUAGAAGCUUUCAAAACAAUGUGAACCUGGCCUUGACCACCUCUGAAUAUUUAGCUUAACUAAAUUAUUUUUGGAGAUUGAAAUUAUUUUUGGAGUUGCAACUGAGAGUGUAUGAAAAUAUGUUGUUAAAAUCAUUAAAAAAAUAUUUUAGAUCAUUAUGCAUGAAAGACCAAAUUGGAGAUGUCUUAGCAGAGUUGAUGGAAAUUAAGAAUGGGUUAGAGGCUUGUGGCAUCUCUAGUGAUACUAUUAAGAAAAGAGCAGAGUUAUGGCAAAUCAUGUUCAAGUCAGGCAGUUUCUUUAGUCUUCCUGCUGAAGAGUUUUUGGAUGAGCUGAUUGUUGUUUUCAGUGAGUCACAAAUAAGAAAAAAUGCAGAAAUUGAUGUUUACAAAUUUUUCUGUGAUGCUAUGCUAUCCAUUGAAAAUGGUUGUAAGUACAAACUACAUGAAUAA
This is a messenger RNA of Paramuricea clavata, 2818 nucleotides long. The record is from the annotation of a GenBank genome assembly. Lineage: Eukaryota; Metazoa; Cnidaria; Anthozoa; Malacalcyonacea; Plexauridae.